This is a messenger RNA of Myzus persicae (green peach aphid), 726 nucleotides long. Its product is annotated as zinc finger MYM-type protein 5-like. The coding region runs from base 1 to 726 and encodes 241 amino acids. The transcript has 4 exons. The record is from RefSeq and is a predicted model, not a curated record. Lineage: Eukaryota; Metazoa; Arthropoda; Insecta; Hemiptera; Aphididae.
AUGUGUGAAGAACGUCUAGAAAGUCUUAUGUUAAUUUCUUCUAUAGAUAAUACCACCAAUGAUGUAAAUGCAAAUCUUUGUGAAAUUGAAGAUGGUACAUCACCAAUUAAUCAAAGCGUCGUGUUUAAAGAGGUGACAGCUCAACAAAUCUUAAAUAAAAAUGUAAAUGUUGACGAUAAUGAAGUUGAGACACCAGUAGAUAAAAAUGAGUAUAUUGAUCCUGGUAAUCAUGAAGCUUUUCCAAAAGACUCAAUUGAAAUGAACCUUUUUGAAUUUGGAAACGAUCCUUCUGUUCUUGGUCAAGUUUAUAAAAUAAACCCUGAUCUUAUUGAAUAUAUGUUCAAAAACGGUCCAGCUCAGCCGGUUCCUAAUGAACUACCAAAUAAAUGUUUUCCAAAAGAUAGUCAGGGCCGAUCGUUUCAUGAAAAUUGGUACUAUAAAAAACAACCAAGUGGAGAAAUAAUUUGCAGGAAGUGGUUGUCCUAUUCUGUUAGGAAAAAUAAAAUAUUUUGCCUUUACUGUGCGUUGUUUGGAAAUCAUGAAAAUAAGAGUUGGACACGUGAAGGCUUUUCAAACUGGAAAAAUGGAGUUGCUAAAAUUAUUAUUCAUGAAACUUCUGAAAAGCAUAUAACAGCAUCAAUUAACACGUUGAUGGACAGUCUCGUGGCCGCCGUCGAAAAAAAACCAUCCUUAAAACGUCAAUUUUCAUUACUGCUAUGGCAGUAA